This is a messenger RNA of Bursaphelenchus xylophilus (pine wood nematode), 6233 nucleotides long. The record is from the annotation of a GenBank genome assembly. NCBI's taxonomy places the organism in Eukaryota, Metazoa, Nematoda, Chromadorea, Rhabditida, Aphelenchoididae.
AUGUUAUUUUUUGCUUGGUCGCUUGUUUCCUCGGCCGUUCAAUACACGAGGAGAAGACGAUUACACAAUCUCAUUAGAUCUCAUUUGCUUGGGCCCUUAGGGAAGAACAAGGGAUUAUUAUGCAGGUCAAGGAAGGACCAUCUGAGUUCCCUUUUUUCGAAGCCCUUUCGUUAUGGGGAGAUUCGAAAAGCACCAAGCGAGCCAAUCCUGAAUAGUCAUGCCCAAUGUUCCGAUCAUGUAAUCUAUCACGCUGAUGAUCUGGAUGUCAUAUCCAUUAUUCCGACAGUAAGUUUGUGUAUUUUUCUUAUCUCUAUUUUAGGAAUUAAAAAUUAAUGAAUGGAUUCCAUCCUUUUCAAACAAUCAGCAUAUUGUUAUUGGUACAGACUCGAUCAGGAUUACAUUUUCCAUCAAGAUACAUUCAGAUAAUAUCCCGUCCACUUCAAAAUCAGAUUUCGUUAAAUUAGCGACAUCAGGUGUUGCGGAAAACAAUACAAUAGACACGUAUCUAGUAGGAAAAAAUUCAAUAACAAACAAAAUGUUAAUGUUUAGAUCGAUCAAUUUGCAAAUAGAAUUGCCAGAAAAAAAGAUGGCUUCGAUGAAAUGUUGUAUGAAGCCGAUCUUGAGAACUUCUGUCUAAUCGUCAUUUAUUGGGCCGAGGGUAAUUUAAGUGCCUUAAAUGGGAGUUGGAAAGUCAGUGAAAUAAUUUGUAAGUUUUUUUAACCUCAUACUGUAGAAUAUGUAUAUUAUUUGUCGUGCUUUUAAUCAGAUUUAUUUUAGCUGUCAGGCUGCCAGAUCUCAGGGGUCUUUUUUCCGACCAAGAGCCUUCAUCCCGUACUGAUUCUUGUUCCUCUCUCUCAGUGUAUCCCUCCUUUCUGUCCUUAAAUGCUUGUCGCUCCACUUCUGCUCAGCGAACCCAUGACAUUAACUCUCGUCCAUAUACCCUCUUGGAAUGGUUAUAUCAAAAGGAACAUGGAUUGGGUGUGAAUAAUUAUUACAUUCAUUCUGGACGUCGAGCUAAUGAAUCACAUCCUCAACUACAGUACAUUAGCGAUACCGCGUUACACCUUGACCUCGAAGAAAGGUAAAACAUUACAUAAAAAUAAUAUUGUGGUUUCAGGAAAUAUAACUUAAUUAGUAGUCUACCUAGUCCUAGCAGCACUUAGCGUUUACCGUUAAUUUACUGAAUCAGAUUAUUUUUCGGGAAAGAAUUGAAAAGACUGCGGCCAAAAAAUUAUGACACAAACGGUUAAAUGAUUGCGUGUUACUCAAGGAAUGAAUUAAUUACUUCCUAAAUUACGUUUUAAUUAUUUUUUAUUUGAGUUCCCACUAGUUCUUUGAAAAACUGAGAUGGCCAGGAUAUUUCCCAUUCUGGGGCAAUCUAAGGUUCAAGAGGCGUCUACUUUGGCAAAACCAACUUAAAGAAACAAAAUGAAAUUAACACGUUCCUGAUAUAUCUUUUUUUAGGCCAACAAGAUUUUCAUCGGCCGCGCCCAGCUCCUCGGUCUCGUGGAAUCGUUCCCAGGCAUUGUCAGUCAGAUAUCGAAGCCUGUCUCCAUCAAGCGGAAACUCUCGGACACAUCAACGCCGUUCUUAUACUCGGGGUUAUCAUACUUACAGUAACCCCAGAGACUCCAGUUUUCAGGAAUACAAUUGUUACAAAGAUCCAUACAAAGAUUACUGUAGCGAUGAUCAGUGUGUCCCCACUUAUUUCAAGAACCUGAGAAGUCGAGGUCAGAGUCAGAGGUUGUCAGCUCGAACGAAUAAUAAGUAAGUAUAUAAAUUGCGUAAACAACUUAAUUUGUCUUUAUUUAAGCUCAAGCCAUCCUUCCAGAUCUUCUACAAUUGAGGAUUUCGAGGACUCCGAAUUGAAAAACGAAACUUUAAGGUGGGUCUUAAUUAAAGCAGUGCAAUUAUAACUUGUACUUGCACUUCGUGAUUACAAUAUAAGUCUGCAAAAGCAAGCCUUACAUAAUGCAGGCGACUCUUUAAUCUGAUUGCUUAUGGCUAAUGAUAUAAGACACGUUUUUGAAGGAAUAAUCCCGCCUGGCACGUCAUCGUCCUUAUGUUUUUCUUGACUUAUGUGGAAAAUAUUGGAUGAGGGGCCUGUCUAGUAUUAAUGGGAGACCCGAAAAUGGGUCCCAUCUUCGGGUCUCCCUCUUUCGGGGCGCCUUUUCGGGUGAGGACUUUUUGGGCCUUGCCCGUUCGGGUGGUGCCUUUUCGGGUCUUGAGUUUUCGGUCGGGCGAUUUUUCGAGUGAUGAGUAAAAAAUUGUAAAAUCAAAUACUAAUGAUGACAAAACAUUCUAAAUAAUUAAAAAAAAAACUUUUUAUUUGUUUUUGUUGUUUUUGUCAAAGAACAAUUCAAAUUCGCCAAAAGGUCGUAUAAAUAUACUUGUCGAAAUUCCAAUGGCACAACAUUCUAAAGUUCCUAAUAACUGAGAAUAAAGUCGGAUUAUGGGGUAAUCAUCACAUCACCCUUUCCUUGCCUUAAUAGUCCUGUAGUAUUCUAUUUUAGUUGUGUACUCUGUCUUAGAAUCACAGCGGCUUGUUUGUCCUGGGUCCAAUUUCUUUCACGUAUUCAGAACAAGAUACGUUUACGUUCACACCCAAAGAUACAUCUGGAUUUACCCAUUCUCUUUUAUUUCAGCGUUUCUUCGAACCAAACUUGUCUGGACGCCCCUCAGGGCAUUGAAAGUGUCCCAGAGUAUAACGGUGAUAGUGCUCGGGACAAAGUGACUCCAUUGGCCUCGGAACUAAGAGUAGACCCUCAAAUCGCAACAAUUUUAGCUCAAAGGGAUAAGGCCGAUCUCUUACAACGUCUGAAUUCAGAUCUCUCGGGAAGGAUGGAGAUGGAAAGAUUGUCUGCCGAGGUAAGUUAAGUGGUUCCAAGAGAAGAUUUCCGGAGAAAAUUGGAUUUCAGGGUUUCCCCACAGAGUAUUAUAUUAGACUUAUCUCCUCUCCAUUGAGUAAUCCCCUAAUUAUCGGGGUUUUAACUUGAACAUUCAGAUUGAGAUAAAUCGUGAUAGCGCUACAUCAGUCAUUCGGACAGAUUUUAUUGAAUAAAAAUGUCUCAUUGUGACACAUUUGAUAGAGCACCGAAAUUUAUUCAUGAAAAUUAAAAAAAUCGGCUGAAAGAAAUUGGACAGAGUGAAAUUCUACAGAUUUAUUGUAUCUCUCAUUUUCUCUGCCAUGCGUACACACAUGUGUGACCUUCGUUGAAUUUAGUCGAAUUUCACUCUGUCCAUUUUCCAUGAAGCCUCGAGGGUUUCCUGAACGCUCGAAAGAUUUUCAUUAUUUUGUUGUUUCAGUGUUUUUUAUAUCGAUAAAAAUCUAUCACCCCGAAAGCGAGCCGAUUAUCAGCUCAUUGUGAGGAGACGAGAGCUCAUGUCCGAUAAAAUUGUACUAGAAAUGGGUCUUUAUUGCUGUCAAAUGGGAGAAUGACCUCGAGCCGCUGUCCGCUGGAUUUUUAGUGCUUCCAUCUUCGUUUUUUAGUUUUCAUUUUCGUUUUUACCCCUCUUUUUUUAUCAAAACAUUUCUUUGAACCUAAAAAUUGGUCAAAAAACGAGACGACCCAGAUAUCGGGAAUGAUCAUUCGAAUCAUUCGUUUGCUCUUCGUCAACACCAAACAGGUGGAUUGACAUGCAAUUAUUCAAAUACUUUUUAGAACGGCACUCACAGAAAGAGAUUCAAUAGUUUGACGCCCUUUUCCCUCGGCUCGAAGAUCGAGUGGAGUCAGGAAUUUUUUCAGCCUCAUUCAGGUCAGUUAUUCGUAUAAUCUCUUAUCUAUCUAUGUGAGGAAGAUGAUCAACUGUAAUUACUGCCAAAACAAUUGUUGUUGUGUAUUAUGCAGGCGCAAGUACAAUUUCUGUCCUUUCAGGUAACAAUUAUAGUUUCAGAUACUCGAAGACGCUCCCUCAGUCCGUUAUCACUUUCCCUUCUGGCCAACUACGGUUCUCAGGAGCAGAUCGGUCUGGUCUCCGCUCAAGAUGCCCCAUUGACUACAGAUUUUGUGUUUCGACGACGUCGCUCUACUGCAACAUCUCGCAGAAGGUUUCACAGUAUGUCAUCUUCAGCUAAUGGAGAUGAAAGCUCAGGGAAACCGAAGGCUAAGCCACCUACGGUGAGUUUUUUGGUUCAACUUUUAUAUCCGUUUAGGUUUUAAUUUAUACCGGAGACAAACCAGAGUUGUACGGAAAGAUUGUAAAUUCGCUCAAGACUAUAAUGCCGCCGGAUGUAUAUACAUUGACCCAUCUAAGUAGUAAAGCACUGAAAUAUCAUCCUUGGGUCGAUGAGAACGCAGCUUGUCUCCUGAUUGCAGACACCAAGUUGUUGGAUGACAUAAGCUGGUCCCGCCUUCAGAAUUACUUUAUCCAUUCAGGGAAGAUCUUGUUCAUCUGCCAGAAUAGUUUGUUUGCUUCGCUUACGCAUUGUGAUUCUGUGAAAAAGCAAACUUCCAUGCUGAAGAGUGCCUUUGGAACAAAGACCGCGAUGAAUGCACUGGGAAAGGAAUUCGAACAGUUCAUGAAGAGAACCAUCAAAUUAAUGGCCAAGAAAAAGGAAAUUAAUGAAACCUUUUAUGCCAAGGACCCGGUCGGAGGCUAUAAGUACUCUGUAGUCUUGAGUAUGAAAAAAGGUGGGGGAUUAUGUUCAAUGUCACACGAUUAAAAAAAAAUAAAAUUAUUUUAGAUCAGCCUUUACUACUAUAUAUGGAGAACUCUGAGCACAAAGCCAGUGCCCUAUUUUCGGAUGCGACUACUGAACAAUUACUCUCGGAAGCCGGGAAAACUUUAAUUUCGGAAGCCAUGGGUCGUCUAGGCAUCCAAGUCCAGGAGAACUUGUCUGAUGACAGUCCCAAAAGAUGCUAUUUGAUAUGUCAAGAAGACAAAGUAAUAUACGAGAUGAAUCGGCUAAAAUACGGGGUGAAGAUUGGUUCUACUCCCAAGAUGGUAUUCAAACCAAGUGUUUAUUUGGAUUCGGAUGAUCUCCCUUCUCCAUCGUUUGAAUUGUUGCCAGUGGAGGUUAGAAGAAGAAAGACCGGGAUUCCCAUCCGAGAGUUUGAUACUCAAGAAUAUUUUACUCGAUUGAAUACCAAAUAUCUUGGAAGGGUGCUGUUAUAUGUCCCUGUGUGCGAGAGUACCAUUGCCGUCUCAAGAAGGUGAAUACGUUGAUAUGGAAUAUAAGGAUGGCGGCAUACGCAUCAGAUCGGGUGUCGUGGCCAGAAACCGCAAUUUCUGGUCUGUUAGGCCUCUGGACGAGAAAUGCGUAACCUCUCAGUGGAGAUUUUUUUCUUUUCUCUGUUCAGACAAGCAUUGCGCAUUUCUAGAGGCCUAAUAGGCAAUAAAUCGCAGUUUCUGGCCACGACACCCGAUUUGAUGCGCCAUCCUUAUAUAAUGUGUAUUUGUUACUGAUUUUGAUAUCUUGUUUUCAGUCUAAGUUCAGCGAUUAAAAACGACGGAGUCUUGGUUGUAGCAGGGAAACAGACGAAUGGAGUGGGCAGGGGAGGGAAUCAGUGGCUGAGUCCUCAUGGAUGUGCCAUGUUUACCUUUGAUUUCGAUAUCCCCCUAAAUUCUGAAUUGGGCCGGAACAUCGUUUUUGUUCAACAUAUCUUGGCUGUGGCCGUCGUCGAAGCUGUUCUUGAGUUACUUGAAAUGCCGGACUUCCCGCUUAAGAUCAAGUGGCCCAAUGAUAUCUAUUACAUGAGGUCGUAUAAAAUGGGCGGAGUCUUAAUUGGAGGCUCGACUAAAGGAGGAUUUAUGAAAUGCCUGAUUGGUGGGUAUCAGGAUGGUUAUUUACAAACCAACUACUUUUAGCUGCUGGUAUAAAUGUGGCCAAUUCCCACCCGACUGUUUGCAUCAAUGACAUGUUACCGGUGGAAUCAGACAAAGUUCUAACAGUUGAAGAAGUCUUAGCGGUGACAAUGAAUAAGUUCGAGUACUUCGCUGAUCUUUUUGUUAAGAAAGGCAAGAAGGAUUUCUUAGCCAUAUACCACAAACACUGGCUUCACACGUAAGUUCGUCUACUAAUAAGGUUGUAUAUAUAAUACUUGUUCAGUAGAGAGGAAGUAACAGUGAUUCACGAAGAGAAUGGCCAGAAAGAUAAGGUUGUUAUAAGAGGAUUGGAUGACAAUGGGUAUCUGGAAGUCCGUUCAAAGCAUUCCGGAAAAGUCUUCAGCGUUUUUGACGAUGGAAAUACAUUUGAUAUGAUGAAAGGUCUCAUUCACCCCAAGGGGAAGUAA